AUGUCGGCCGAGACCUUUGAGUUCCAGGCCGAGAUCUCGCAGCUGCUCUCCCUCAUCAUCAACACCGUCUACUCCAACAAGGAGAUCUUCCUGCGAGAACUCAUCUCCAACUCUUCCGAUGCGCUAGACAAGAUUCGCUACGAGGCGCUGUCCGACCCCAGCAAACUCGACUCUGGCAAGGAUCUCCGCAUCGACAUCAUUCCCGAUGAGGCCAACAAGACCCUCACUCUCCGCGAUACCGGUAUUGGCAUGACCAAGGCCGACCUCGUUAACAACCUCGGAACCAUUGCCCGCUCUGGCACCAAGCAGUUCAUGGAGGCACUCACUGCAGGCGCCGACAUCAGCAUGAUUGGUCAGUUUGGUGUUGGUUUCUACUCCGCAUACCUCGUCGCCGACCGCGUGACCGUCGUCUCAAAGCACAACGAUGACGAGCAGUACAUCUGGGAGUCAUCCGCCGGUGGCACAUUCACUCUCGCACAAGACACCGARGGUGAGCAGCUCGGUCGUGGUACCAAGAUCAUCCUCCACCUCAAGGAGGAGCAAACCGACUACCUCAAGGAGGCCAAGGUCAAGGAGGUUGUCAAGAAGCACUCCGAGUUCAUCUCAUACCCCAUCUACCUCCACGUAUUGAAGGAGACCGAGACUGAGGUUCCUGAUGAGGACGCCGAGGAGUCAAAGGAUGACGACGACAACAAGCCCAAGGUCGAGGAGGUCGACGAUGACGAGGAGGAGAAGAAGCCUAAGACCAAGAAGGUCAAGGAGAGCAAAGUCGAGGAGGAGGAGCUCAACAAGACCAAGCCCAUCUGGACCCGAAACCCUGCAGACAUUUCGCAGGAGGAGUACGGCGCUUUUUACAAGUCGCUGUCCAACGACUGGGAAGAUCACCUCGGUGUAAAGCACUUCUCCGUCGAGGGUCAGCUCGAGUUCCGGGCCAUCCUCUUUGUGCCCAAGCGCGCACCAUUCGACCUCUUCGAGACCAAGAAGACCAAGAACAACAUCAAGUUGUACGUGCGUCGCGUUUUCAUCACCGAUGAUGCCACCGACCUCAUUCCAGAGUGGCUCUCCUUCGUCAAGGGUGUCGUCGACUCUGAGGAUCUCCCACUUAACCUGUCUCGUGAGACCCUCCAGCAGAACAAGAUCAUGAAGGUGAUCAAGAAGAACAUUGUCAAGAAGACCCUCGAGCUCUUCCAGGAGAUCGCCGAGGACAAGGAGCAGUUCGACAAGUUCUACACCGCUUUCGGCAAGAACAUCAAGCUCGGAAUUCACGAGGACGCACAGAACCGCAACGCGCUUGCCAAGCUCCUGCGGUUCAGCUCCACCAAGUCUGGUGACGAGGCCACCUCCCUCCAGGACUACAUCACUCGCAUGCCCGAGCACCAGAAGCAGAUGUACUACAUCACCGGCGAGUCCACCAAGGCCGUUGAGAAGUCGCCCUUCCUCGACGCCCUCAAGGCCAAGAACUUCGAGGUCUUGUUCCUCACCGACCCAAUCGACGAGUACGCUUUCACCCAGCUCAAGGAGUUCGAAGGCAAGAAGCUUGUCGACAUCACCAAGGACUUUGAGCUUGRGGAGACCGAGGAUGAGAAGAAGCAGCGCGAGGAGGAGGAGAAGGAGUACGAGAGCCUCGCCAAGUCGCUCAAGAACGUGCUCGGUGACAAGGUCGAGAAGGUUGUUGUCAGCCACAAGCUCGCCGGCUCACCGUGCGCCAUUCGUACCGGCCAGUUCGGUUGGUCCGCCAACAUGGAGCGUAUCAUGAAGGCACAGGCUCUCCGUGACACCUCCAUGUCUAGCUACAUGAGCAGCAAGAAGACCUUUGAGAUCUCGCCCAAGAGCCCGAUCAUCAAGGAGCUCAAGAAGAAGGUCGAGGCCGAUGGCGAGAACGAUCGUACCGUCAAGAGCAUUACCACCCUCCUCUACGAGACCUCUCUCCUCGUCUCCGGAUUCACCAUUGAGGAGCCAGCCGACUACGCCGAGCGCAUCCACAAGCUCGUGUCUCUUGGCCUCAACGUCGACGAGGAUGUCGAGACCGAGGCGGAGGCUGCUGCACCAGAUGCCGCGCCCGCUGCGGCCGCUGGCGAGAGCGCCAUGGAGGAGGUUGACUAG
Messenger RNA from Ramularia collo-cygni, 2103 nucleotides. Its product is annotated as probable Heat shock protein 90 homolog. NCBI's taxonomy places the organism in Eukaryota, Fungi, Ascomycota, Dothideomycetes, Mycosphaerellales, Mycosphaerellaceae. The transcript has a single exon. The record is from RefSeq and is a predicted model, not a curated record. Gene Ontology annotation, cellular component: cytosol; plasma membrane; perinuclear region of cytoplasm. Gene Ontology annotation, molecular function: ATP-dependent protein folding chaperone; ATP binding; ATP hydrolysis activity. The coding region runs from base 1 to 2103 and encodes 700 amino acids. Gene Ontology annotation, biological process: protein folding; cellular response to heat; protein stabilization.